Molecule: messenger RNA, 1241 nt
Organism: Antechinus flavipes (yellow-footed antechinus)
Lineage: Eukaryota; Metazoa; Chordata; Mammalia; Dasyuromorphia; Dasyuridae
Gene: ZNRF4
Product: zinc and ring finger 4
Exons: 1
Coding region: 95-1144 (349 amino acids)
Cellular component (GO): cytoplasm; nucleoplasm
Molecular function (GO): zinc ion binding
Source: RefSeq, a predicted model, not a curated record
UCUAAGUGUGAGGCAAGGGGAGAGUGGGACCCCAUUCGCCCCCCUGAGCAGGCCCCGCUGGGGUGGAACCCCUCAGCGCCACAAGCCCCCGGCCAUGGGGGCCACGGCCUUCCACCUGCCGAGGCCCGUGGCCUUGCUUUUGCUGCUGCUGGAGCUGCCCGCUGGCAGGGCGCUGGUGCGGGCGGUGUCCGACAGCAGGGCCAGCUCCGUGGACUUCAGCGACGCCCCUGCCCUGUUUGGGGCUCCCCUGUCUGAGGACGGCGUCCGAGGCUACCUGAUCGAGGCCCGACCACCCAACGCCUGCCAGCCCAUCGAGGGCCCGGUGCCGUCCAACCACUCCCUGGGCUCCAUCGCGCUGGUCCGGCGCUUCGACUGCACCUUCGACCUCAAGGUCCUCCAUGCGCAGCAGGCCGGCUACCAGGCAGUCAUCGUCUACAACGUCCACUCCAACGACCUGGUCAACAUGGUGCAUGUGUACGACGACAUCCGGCAGCAGAUCGAGAUCCCGUCGGUGUUCGUCGGCGAGGCGACGUCCCGGGACCUGCGGGUCAUCCUGUGCGGCCACAAGGACGCCCACGUUCUCCUCCUCCCCAACCACCGCCACUACUCGGAGCUGGACUGCCACCCCGUCCUGUCCAUCUCCUGGGUGCUGGGCCGCGUGGUGACCCUGCUGAUGUCCACGCUGCUCAUCAUCAGGAGGGUCUGGCUGUACUGGUGGCGGUGGCGGGAACGCGGCUGCGCCGUGGCCAAGACCCCCGUCCGCAAGAAGAUGCACCUGCGGGCCUUCACCUGCCACAACGACGUCUGCGCCAUCUGCCUGGACGAGUACGAGGAGGGGGAUCAGCUGAAGGUCCUGCCCUGCACCCACAUCUACCACUGCAAGUGCAUCGACCCCUGGUUCUCCCAGGCCCUGCGCAGGACCUGCCCCAUCUGCAAGCAGCCCGUGGCCAGAGCGGAGGAGGGCUCCGACUCCAACCCCGAGAGCCUCAGCGAGGACGAGUCGGCUAGAUCCCGGCUGGACCACUGGGCCGCCGAGGUGCUGACCCUGGUCCGCCAAGCGCCCUCCCACACUGAUAGCUCCAGUCACAGAACAGAAGGGUCCGAGGCCGAGGUGGAGCCUCGCAGGGAGCCCUCCCUCCCCUGAGACGCCCUCUAGGCCCCGCCCUCUCCUUCCCCACGCCCCCUCUCCUUCUCCCAGCCAGCUGGCUGUGUUGGCUGCUCCUGGGACCCGGCUGAACACC